AGAAUGUGGCGCGCGAUAAAGGCUGUUGUUGCUUAAACUACACAGUUAGUGAAUUUUAAAGUCCGUGCUCCAAAUGAUAAAGGCAACCCAUCUUAAAAUAAAAAAGGAAAAAUUAAGAACAUAUACUUAGUUAUUUGUCACUGAGAAGAAACGGGAAUUACUUUACAGUCAUAAUGCCUCGAAGAAAGAGAGCUGCCGGGAGCAGUUCAGACGGGACUGCAGAUUCAGACGACUCCACAGAGCAUGAGAAGACAGACAGCUCGCACAGUGAUGCAAAUCCACGUAGCAACGCACGGUUAACCAGAGCUUCUGUCCGCCUCAGCCAGAGCUCUCAAGAUGUCCCAGCAGACGUGAAGCAAGUAGCAGAGAGAGACGAGUCACCACCCAGGACUCCUACAGGCAACGCGCCCUCAUCCGAGUCAGACAUUGACAUCUCCAGUCCCAAUGCGUCCCAUGAUGAAGGUGCUGCCAAGGACCAGAAAGACUCAGGCAGUGAUCCGUCUCAUCGACCAAAGCGCCGCCGCUUCCACGAGAGCUACAACUUUAACAUGAAAUGUCCCACACCUGGAUGCAACUCUCUGGGACAUUUAACUGGAAAACAUGAAAGACACUUCUCCAUAUCUGGCUGUCCUCUUUACCAUAACCUAUCAGCUGAUGAGUGCAAGGUAAAAGCUACUGAACGGGAAAAGCAAGAAGAGGAAAGAAGUCAAACUCAGAAUGAGGACAACAGACAUGCUACUCGUCACCAGGCUCCUACUGCAAGGCAGGUAAAAUAUAAGGAGAAAGUUCAAGAAUUGAGGAAGAAGAAGGACACUGGACUGUCAAAGGAGCAGAAAGAAAAGUACAUGGAACAUAGGCAGACCCAUGGAACAACUAGAGAGCCACUUUUGGAGAACAUCACAAGUGAAUAUGAUCUUGAGCUGUUUAGAAAAGCCCAAGCAAGAGCGUCUGACGAUCUGGAGAAGCUGCGCAUGCAAGGUCAAAUCACUGAAGGUAGUAACAUGAUAAAAACCAUUCUGUUUGGUCGCUACGAGCUGGACACCUGGUACCACUCGCCUUACCCAGAGGAAUACGCCCGGCUUGGCCGCCUAUACGUCUGCGAGUUCUGCCUGAAGUACAUGAAGAGUCAGACUAUCUUGCGCAGACACAUGGCCAAAUGUGUGUGGAAACACCCCCCCGGAGAUGAGGUUUAUCGAAAAGGAGCCAUCUCAGUGUUUGAGGUGGAUGGGAAAAAAAACAAGAUCUAUUGCCAGAACCUGUGUUUGCUGGCUAAGCUGUUUCUGGACCAUAAGACACUGUACUAUGACGUUGAGCCCUUCCUCUUUUAUGUCAUGACUGAGGCUGACAACACAGGCUGCCAUCUCGUGGGAUAUUUCUCAAAGGAAAAAAACUCCUUCCUGAACUACAAUGUGUCCUGCAUUCUCACCAUGCCACAGUACAUGAGGCAGGGCUAUGGCAAGAUGCUGAUUGAUUUUAGUUAUCUGCUGUCCAAAGUGGAAGAGAAGGUGGGAUCUCCUGAAAGACCUCUCUCUGACUUGGGGCUCAUCAGCUACCGCAGCUACUGGAAGGAAGUCCUGUUGCGAUACAUGUACAACUUCCAGGGCAAAGAGAUCUCCAUCAAAGAAAUCAGCCAAGAGACUGCUGUGAACCCGGUGGAUAUCGUCAGCACUUUGCAGUCACUGCAGAUGCUGAAGUACUGGAAGGGGAAACACUUGGUUUUAAAGAGACAGGAUCUGAUUGAUGAUUGGAAAGCAAAAGAGACUAAACGAGGCACCAGCAACAAGACCAUAGAUCCAAGUUCACUGAAAUGGACCCCUCCCAAAGGAACCUAGGAAGUCCCAUUGAAUACACUUUUCUCCCAUUUCAGCCUUUUACAUAUGUCAGCAUCUUUUCCAAUGAAUUUACAGCGUUCAUUGUUAUUUUGGUCUCUGUGUGGCCUUUUUACUUCUAGCUCUGUUGUGAUUUUUUUUUUUUUUUUUUUUCUUGUGCCACUGUAAUUAUUUUGCAGAUCCUCUCUUUUGAGUACACAUUUUGGAGUGUUCUGCGUUUCAAAGGAGGACAUUUGACUGUGACUUAACGAAAACACACCCAAUCUUUAGAAAGACUUUAAUUCCAGCACACCUUAAUAUUCAAAUUUUACUGAAAGUUUUGAUUAACCGGCUUAGCUUUGAUGAAACUAAACUUAACAUAACGAUAGGAAUUGGGUUGGGCCAGUCAGCUUCAAAGCAUAGGUGUCAUUGCAAAGUAUUUAUGCAGCUCUCACACCCAUCAACUGCAGAAAGACUUUGUAGUUAACUGAAUAUUUCAAUCAGGUCCUUUUAUAUCAGGGAUGACACUUUACAUGAAAGGCGCCUCCUACAACAGGAAUUCGAACACACAUGCUUUACAAGUUGGGUUUAAUCCUGUUACUGACGUCAAUUUCAGUAUAGUAUAGUCAGCACACAAACAGUAUUUCAUCUUUUCCUUCUUUCAGAGCUCUUCGCUUUUCAUUCCUUUCUGACAUUUUUUUUUUUAAAGUCAUGCUCAGAUCUCAAAUAAACCAUUGAAAUGUG
This is a messenger RNA of Ictalurus furcatus (blue catfish), 2552 nucleotides long. It is a transcript of the gene kat7b, whose product is annotated as K(lysine) acetyltransferase 7b. Gene Ontology annotation, biological process: regulation of DNA-templated transcription. Bases 174 to 1832 code for a protein of 552 amino acids. Gene Ontology annotation, cellular component: nucleus. NCBI's taxonomy places the organism in Eukaryota, Metazoa, Chordata, Actinopteri, Siluriformes, Ictaluridae. Gene Ontology annotation, molecular function: zinc ion binding; histone acetyltransferase activity. The record is from RefSeq and is a predicted model, not a curated record. The transcript has 14 exons.